Messenger RNA from Yarrowia lipolytica CLIB122, 1902 nucleotides. RefSeq lists its product as uncharacterized. Gene Ontology annotation, cellular component: cyclin-dependent protein kinase holoenzyme complex; nucleus. Gene Ontology annotation, molecular function: cyclin-dependent protein serine/threonine kinase regulator activity; protein kinase binding. Gene Ontology annotation, biological process: regulation of cyclin-dependent protein serine/threonine kinase activity. The record is from RefSeq and is a predicted model, not a curated record. Lineage: Eukaryota; Fungi; Ascomycota; Dipodascomycetes; Dipodascales.
AUGACGUUUGUUAAAUCCACCCCAGCUUACACAGACGUCUAUGAGUCGCCCGACGACUCGUGUUCGGAUACGGCGGCGCUGGAUCUUGGCGGAAACGCCGUGCCUCCGUCGUCCUCCACCAACGGCACCGGCACCACCACCGGCACCGCAAACGGAGCCACAAACUGCCCCCAAUACUACGACAACAUUGCCCGAAUCGUGUGUCUGUUCUGGUUCAACGACAUUUCGCUGCUGGAGGGCUGUCUGACUCAGCAAAAGGGCUCCCCCGGCAUCGCUAUGCUGAGUCAGCUUUCCAACCCCACCGACUCCUUCCGGCAGUUUGUGUCGUCCGUCAUCGAAUACACACAGUUGUUGCCCGUGGCUGUUUCCGUGUCACUUCUCUACAUUUUGCGCCUCAAACAGCUGUCGCCAAAAGCCAUCGUCGGCAACCCUAACUCGGAAUACCGCGUCUUCACCGUCGGCCUCAUGAUGGCCAACAAAUUUCUUGACGAUAAUACUUACACCAACAAAACAUGGGCCCAGGUCACCAAACUGCCCCUCACCGAAGUGUCAACGAUGGAAAUCGAAUUCCUAAGCAACCUCGGAUACAACCUCCGCAUCGCGCCGACCGAGUGGAACUCGUGGUCACGUGACCUCAAACGCUGGCUCGGCGUGCACCGGCAGUUUUGCGACGCCCAGACCAAGCAGCGCAAGCAGUACUCGCCGCCCCCCAGCUUUUACUCCAAAUUCAAAUGGUCAGGAGGAACCAAAUCCAGCCAGGAUAGCUAUGUGGACGACGUUGACACCCCUAGCCCUAGUUCUAUCACCUCCCUAACCCCGACGUAUCCCUCUGUGUCGCCUCAGACUCCGCCCAUGGAGCGAAAGCGCCAGCUGGACGAGGUUUCCGAAGGCCCACGAAAACGGUUCCAAAACGACUCGGGUCACGUGGCAUAUUCUGGCCCCAACCCGCAGUCUUACUCCCAGCAAUUCCCGCCAAUCCAACCCCAGCCGGGAUUCCCCAUGUCGGUGCCCCAAUUGCCAUUGCCCCAGCAGCAUGCCCUGCCCCAGCAGCCCUUGCCCCUGCCCCAGCCCUUACCCCAGGUCCAGCCCUUACCCCAGGUCCAGCCCUUGCCACAGGUCCAGCCCUUGCCACAGGUCCAGCUGCCCUUACCCCAGACCUACCCCCAUUCCACGGGCCACUCGCCCGUCGGCCACUCGCCUGUCGGCAACCCCUAUAAUCACCUGCUGAGUCAGCCUCAAAUGACUCAGCAGAUGACUCAGCAUCUGCCGCCGCAGCCGCAGCAACCGCUCGUAAACAUCCCCUGCAUGGCCCCAGCCCACAACAACACCCAUCACGUGAGUCCGGCGCAUCACGUGAGUCCAACUCAUCACGUCUCGCCCUCCCACCACGUGUCUCCUUCCCAUCACGUGUCUCCCAGCCACGUGCAGCAUGGAACCGUACCCGGCUCCGUCCCCACCAUGCCCAAUGGACUGCCCUUGUCGGUGUCUCCCUCGGAUAUGUCGCCCGGACCUAACGGAGUUAACGGACAUAAUCCCGCAAACUCCGGAAAUGCCCUUUUCCACCCCACCGCAAUCCCCCCGCCCAUGCCGUACCUCCCGCUCGCGCCCAAGUCGCUCACAGCCGACAAGUUCCUGCCGCACCCGCCGCCCAACCAGCAGCCUCUCUACUAUGUGCUGUCCAAGUCGCGUGAUAAGCAGCCGCUGGAGGGACACAUCCAGCAGCAGCAGUACUACGCCGGCGCCGGCGGCUACCAGCAGAGUCACGUGAUUCCGUUUGGCGGCAGUUCGCCUAUUGGUCCAGGCUCCGGCCAGCGGUGGUUUUGUCCUACCGAGCCGAGUUCGCCGUAUGACAAUGGGGCUACGUAUCAUUAUGCGAGUCCGGGCAAGAUGCGGUGGAGAUAG